Quercus robur (English oak) is the source of this 2217-nucleotide messenger RNA. Its product is annotated as cyclic nucleotide-gated ion channel 1-like. Bases 270 to 1973 code for a protein of 567 amino acids. The record is from RefSeq and is a predicted model, not a curated record. Lineage: Eukaryota; Viridiplantae; Streptophyta; Magnoliopsida; Fagales; Fagaceae. The transcript is spliced from 9 exons. Gene Ontology annotation, biological process: monoatomic ion transport; transmembrane transport. Gene Ontology annotation, molecular function: monoatomic ion channel activity. Gene Ontology annotation, cellular component: membrane.
UGACGGGAGUUACUCUUAUUUAUUUCUUGCAGCUGCUUCUGCACCUUCGCAUGCUCUUAAAAUUCUAUAAGAAAGCCAAUUUUUGGAACUCUUUGGUUUGUCCAGAUUCCCUUCCCUCUUGUUCCGCCUUGUAAAAUGCAUGCUACUUGAGUUUGUGAUCAGGGAUCAAAAUUAAUACCUUUUUUUUUGUAAAGCUCGUUGGGUUGUGUAAGCAUAGUUCAGAGAUUGGUUCUUUGUUUUGGAGGUUGGAUCAUCGACAAGCUUUAGGUAUGAGUAAUCGUAGCCCAUCGCCAGAGAACGUUGAGAGGUCUUUGGUCAGGAAUGAGAAUAAGGAUAUCGAGGGGCAAUGUCGUCCAAGCGAAGUUGUUGAAUCUGCUUCAAAGUCAACAUUUAAGCCAUUGGUAGAUUUGUUCCUUAAAUGGUAUGAAGAAAUACUUGUAUUGUUUCGCGCGUUUGCAGUAUCACUGGAUCCCUUGUUCUUUUACGUUCCCGUGAUCAAAGAAGACAAAAAGUGCAUUGGGUUAAACGAAGUGCUGUGGACCAUAGCUAUUGUUUCGCGAUCGGUCACCGAUGUCGUUUACCUAGUGCAUUUUGUAGUGAAAUCCUACAAGGAGCGAGGGUCGAAGGCAAAUACCACAGGUCGGGAAAAUGGUCGAAGGCACUUAUGGUCCAUGUUCAACGUUCUAGUUAUUCUGCCUAUUCCACAGGUGGUAAUGCCAAGCAUAUUUUCAGAGAUGAGACAGAAAAAAUCUUCAAAUAUAACAAUCUUGAACUAUGUAAUUCUUUUGCAAUAUGGGCCAAGAGUUUUCCAAAUCUACCGAUACUGGAAGCAACUCAAACGCGCAGGGAAAACUAAUAAGGCUUCCCUAUGGAUCACAGCUUCAUUGAAUUUAUUUCUAUACAUCCUUGCUGGUCAUGUAUUGGGAGCCUUUUGGUACUUUUUCUCUACCCAACGACUAGCGGCUUGCUGGCACAAAGCUUAUGAAAUUCAUAGUGAUGGGGUUGAAAUUUCUUUUAACUGUGACCACAGUUUUAGAAAUAUCUCUUUAUUAGAUGAUUUCUGCCCUAUUGAUACACCAAAGCCAAGAAGUACCUUUGAUUUUGGAAUAUUUCUUGAAGCCCGUCGAUCUGGAAGCUUAGAGUCCACAGGUUUUCUGCCAAAAGCAUUUUACUGUUUCUGGUGGGGCAUGCGAAAUCUAAGUUCUUUUGGGUCAAACCUCCAAACAAGUAGCUACAUAUGGGAAAACAUCUUUGCACUUGGAAUUUCUAUCUUUGGUCUGUUAUUAUUUCUUUAUUUCAUUGGAAACUUGCAGAUAUACCUGGAGUGGAGAACAACAAAAGAACAAAAGUGGAGAAAACGAAAAAAAAACCUUAAAAUAUGGAUGGACGAACACAAAUUUGAUAGAACAACAGGGGACAGGAUUAUUGACCACAUGGCUAAGAAGUAUGAUGCAGACGAUGACGUUCAUGUAGAGACCCUUAUCCCUGAUCUUCUUCCUGAACUUCGAAGCGCUGUCAACUGCCAUAUCUGCUUAGAUCUGCUCAAGAAUCUGAAAAUCAUAAAAGACAGUGGGUUGGCCGAGCAUGAGCCACUGUUGCUCAAAAUCUGCGACUCUCUUCAACCAAUGUUCUAUAACAAGCACUGCUACAUUGUUAGGGAGGGAGACCCAAUUGAUGCGGUAUUCUUUAUUACAGCUGGCACUGUAUGGACUUAUACAAGCAAUAAUGGUGAAGGAUCUGACACUCAACAUGCUGAGCAUCUUAAAAAAGAUCAGUACUUUGGAGGAGAACUUCUUGAAUUGGUUUUGACAUCUACCUCCAAUGACAUAUCCAAAUUACCAGAAGUCCCAAUUUCUUCAAAAACCCUGAAAACAUACACAAAAGUGGAAGCUUUUGCUCUAAUGGCCCAUGACUUGAAACAAAUUUGGCAAUCUUACCGUAUCAAUGCAAGUGCUCUAACUUGUCACAAUUAGGCCCGGAGUUCUAGGCAGCUUCACUUGUACAAUGAAUCUGGCGCCGCAAUCACCCGAAGAUGUAUGAUAGUGAUAGCGUUGGUGGUAGUAUAAGAAAACUUUAGAAUCCAGCAAAGCCUGACAGUACUAUUGUUGCAAAGCAGUAGUUCGUUUUUUUUUUCUUUAUGAACAGCAGUAGUUUGUUUUGAUGUCUUUGAAGUAUUUAGUUUUUAUAGUCAUAAGGUUGCUACUUGUUUGGAUUUUG